Messenger RNA from Phycomyces blakesleeanus NRRL 1555(-), 807 nucleotides. Its product is annotated as Homeodomain-like DNA binding domain-containing transcription factor. Gene Ontology annotation, molecular function: DNA binding. The record is from RefSeq and is a predicted model, not a curated record. The transcript is spliced from 2 exons. Lineage: Eukaryota; Fungi; Mucoromycota; Mucoromycetes; Mucorales; Phycomycetaceae. Gene Ontology annotation, cellular component: nucleus. The annotation marks the transcript as partial.
GAAGACAUGCCAAGCUUUUCAGAUGGGUGGAUUGCGAAGUUGAAGAAGAGACUUGGAGUAAAAAGCAGAAAGAUGUAUGGCAAAAGUUGCUCUGCUCCUAAAGACACCAAAGAAAUUAACCUGAGAGUAGAAGAGAUAAAGAAGAAGUUGAGAAUGUAUAAGAGAAAAGACAUUUUCAACUUUGACAAAACUGGUCUUUUCUAUAAGCAGCCACCAGUUUCAACCAUAUUAACAGCAGCAAUUUCUGGUCGGAAGACCAAUAAAGUUCAACUAACAGUUACAUUGAUUUGCAACUCGAAUGGCUUCUGGAAGCUGAAGCCUUUCAUCAUUGACAAAUAUGCUAAGCCUUGCUGCUUCGGCAAGAAGAAUGGUAAGUUAUUACACUAUUUAUAUUAUUAUCACAAUGAUAAAAGCUGGAUGACAGGUGCAAUAUUUAGAUAUAUAUGCAAGAUAAUUAACCGUCGAGCAAGAAACUUGGGCAGAAAGAUACUUGUUCUGCUUGACAACGCAGCCUGUCACAAUACAUAUGACAACUAUACCAAUGUGGAAUUCCUAUACCUCCCACCAAACACUACAUCAUACCUUCAGCCACUAGAUGCCAGCAUUAUACAGAACUUUAAAGUCAAAUAUCAGUACUACCAAUAUAUCCUUGCCACUCAAAGAUAUAUCAGCAACAUGGUCAUCAAUUCUGAUGGCUAUUUCAAGCUUUCACAACUGGAAGGCAUGAAUUUUAUCAAGUUGGCGUGGAACCAAGUGACUCCAGAAACCAUAACCAAUUGCUUUAAGCAUACUAGAUUAUUUGAUGAC